Neogale vison (American mink) is the source of this 1197-nucleotide messenger RNA. It is a transcript of the gene CCDC12, whose product is annotated as coiled-coil domain containing 12. The transcript is spliced from 8 exons. NCBI's taxonomy places the organism in Eukaryota, Metazoa, Chordata, Mammalia, Carnivora, Mustelidae. The record is from RefSeq and is a predicted model, not a curated record. Bases 95 to 595 code for a protein of 166 amino acids. Gene Ontology annotation, cellular component: U2-type spliceosomal complex; post-mRNA release spliceosomal complex.
GAUCUCCCGUUCUCGUCACUGGAUUGGCCGCCAGAGGUUCGUCUACUCCCCGGGCCUGCGCGAUGCAGGACGAGAGAAGAGGAGGGUGGGCAACAUGGCGGCUACUGCGGCUGGUGUGGGCCGGCUAGAGGAAGAGGCGUUGCGGCGAAAGGAACGGCUGAAAGCCCUAAGGGAAAAAACCGGGCGCAAGGACAAGGAAGAUGGGGAGCCCAAAACCAAGCAGCUCAGAGAAGGGGAGGAGGAAGGCGAGAAGCACAGGGAACUCAGGCUGCGGAACUAUGUCCCCGAGGAUGAGGACCUGAAGAGGAGGCGGGUGCCCCCGGCCAAGCCAGUCGCAGUGGAAGAGAAGGUGAAGGAGCAGCUGGAGGCCGCCAAGCCCGAGCCCAUCAUUGAGGAAGUGGACCUGGCCAACCUCGCGCCCCGAAAGCCUGACUGGGACCUCAAGAGAGACGUAGCUAAAAAGCUGGAGAAGCUAGAAAAGCGGACCCAGAGGGCCAUUGCCGAGCUGAUCCGUGAGAGGCUAAAAGGCCAGGAGGACAGCCUUGCCUCUGCAGUGGACGCUACGACGGAACAAGAGGCCUGCGACUCCGACUGAGCUCGGUAUGACUACAGAAAAUCGGCGUGCACGGUGUGCACCAACACCAUCACGCAUGACGGGCGCACGAACAAAAGUUACAGAAUAUAUGAGGAGACCGGUGCCUUGAAGAAGGGGUACCACCCCACCAGGUGGAAGAGUUGAUCCCCAAGGAACUGAAACCAUGACCUCCUUACAGACUUUAAAAUGAACAUUGGUUUUCUUGCCAGAGAUAAAAGAGGCACCCAGCUCCCCUGGGUAGGAGGAAGAUCUGGGUGGUAAUCUUGGAAACAAAGAAUGUUUAUUAAAAUAAGACACACACACACACACACACACACACCAUAAGCAACUCACCGGAGGAACUAAGUAAUAACAAUCGGAGGAGGGAUUGAUCAGUUUAAAGUAAGCGGAAGCCCUAGAAGGCGGCAGUGAGAGCAGGUCGGUUGACAAGUGGACAUACUGCCAGGUGUCCGUGAGCGGAUGGGAGAUCAGGGAAAGAAAACUGGAGAAAGAAGGAAUGGCUGACCACUUCUGUCUCUGGCAUCCUGGGGCUGCAGUGGCCCGAACUGAUCCUCCCUUUGCAAACAGCUAAAAAUACUAGGUAAAUAAAUAGUUACAACAAA